Molecule: messenger RNA, 1299 nt
Organism: Yarrowia lipolytica CLIB122
Lineage: Eukaryota; Fungi; Ascomycota; Dipodascomycetes; Dipodascales
Molecular function (GO): GTPase activator activity
Source: RefSeq, a predicted model, not a curated record
AUGGUACUGGGAUUGGACUACCUCAAAAACAAAGUAGUGGGCAAGGGUGAGUCGUACAUUCUCGGCUUCAUCCCUAACAUCUUCCGAUACAUUUCUCUUUUGUGGGGAUACUUUCAGGUGCAUGUUCUGACCACUCUUGCCAACCAGAAGAAGUGGCGCAUUCUAGUGGUACAGAAUGUAGCACGGGGGAGCGAUCCCUCUACAAGUUCAUACGAAGAGAAGUUCUUCACUGUAUGGAAUAACUGGAUCCUCCUGGGCCUCUACAGGCUGAUCAAUGGCUCCACCACUCUCUUCAACACGACUCAGAUCGACAAGGCCGCCACUGCGGUCAUCUCAGAGUACUACUACAAUUUCUCUCCUGAAAAGACACGCCCCUUCGCCGAGAGCCUCUACAUUCUCAAUUGUGAGAUCAUUCUGGGCCGACGAGUUGACAUGACUGCAUACUUCAAGAAGUCUGUGAGCGACGACUCGCAGCUCAAAGGUGGUUUCAUUCCCAACGAAGACUCCAAGAACCAGCUUCUGAACGCUCUGGUGCUCUAUGAACUGCCUCGAUACACAGGAGUGUCGUUCGAUGACCGACAGGAAGCUCUGGAGCUGUCUCUCGCCAUUAUUGGAGCUCUCAAUGACACCAAGAUUGACCUUAUCAAGCUCUCCGAGACACCUGUCACCUGGGCUACUGCUAGCAAGAAGUUGAUGGAUAUCCCUGCUACUGCUCAAAAGAUCCCGCACCAGGAUGUGGUGAAGGGUGCUCCUUCUUCCAAGGGUGAGAUCCAGUGGGAGAACUUUGGUUUCCAAGGCAAAGAUCCGUCCACUGACUUUCGAGGUUCUGGAAUGUUGGGCUUGGAGGCUUUUCGACACUUUUACUUGUUUGAUCCCGCUGAAUCUACCAAGCUGAUGACACAAUCCGGGGCAACAGACCCUGGUGAGACCUGGUACCCUCCUGCCCUCAUCAGCAUCAAUGUUGUGUCCCAUCUGCGAGACAUGCUCGUUGCCGGACAGCUGGACCGGGGCUUCAUUCUCAACAUUAAUGGCGAGCUCUUGAAGCGAAUUGGAACCCUGGCGUUCCACGAGAAUGACAAGAAGAAGCAGGACUACUUUUUCGAGAUCAGAGGCGAGCUUGAUCGGGAGUUCAAGGAGGUUUUCUACAGACUACACGAGCAUCUUGUCUACAAGUUCCAUCUCUUCUGGAAGCAUGGUGUGCAGGAGAAGAAGAUUCAGAGCGUUCUGCAGACUGACAACCACCUGAAGAUCUUCCUGGAGAAAUACGACGCAAACCUGCGACGGGGAGACUGGAAAUAA